This is a messenger RNA of Lineus longissimus, 1669 nucleotides long. RefSeq names its product cellular retinoic acid-binding protein 2-like. The transcript has 4 exons. Gene Ontology annotation, molecular function: fatty acid binding. Lineage: Eukaryota; Metazoa; Nemertea; Pilidiophora; Heteronemertea; Lineidae. Gene Ontology annotation, cellular component: cytosol; nucleus. Gene Ontology annotation, biological process: fatty acid transport. The record is from RefSeq and is a predicted model, not a curated record. The coding region runs from base 732 to 1166 and encodes 144 amino acids.
AUGAGUAGUGUGGGUAUGGUUAUUUUCCCGAAUAAAUAUUUUGUAUCAAUAUAUUCGACAAAUAGUGUAGUUACAUGUAAGACUGAUAGCAGGUCGAAGGAAGAACCUCCUUUCGAGAAACCAUGGCAGUUAUCGUCACUCCACCACAAGCAUGUAACCAACUCCCGAAGGGUAAGUAUGGCACUGAACGCGAUUUCGACAGUCACGAUCAUGCCCCCCUCUCUUUAACACUAUAUAUUUAUUGUUGAACAGUAUAUCGUGAUCGGUAGGCCUAUUUGCAAUAGCCCCCCCCCCCUUACAUACUCAUUGUAACAUGAGAGAUCACCAAUGAAAUUGUUGAAAUAAUUUGCUUUGUUUCAAGUGUGGAUAUGACUCUCGAGACCACGUUAAACAAUAAUAAUUCGGUCAAUAACAUUUGAGAACUACGGUAUGUUAACCAUGCCAGACAGAUACAACUUGGGAUGUACUUCAGUAUACCACCACUAUACCAAUCCCGUACCAGACAAAUGAUUUAAUAGUUCACCCAAGGUAAAUUACUCCUAGACGAUUGCAUUUUUUUAAACUGAUUUAUUGCAAUAUAGAUGCAGUAUGCAGAGCGUUUGCUAGCUAAGAUAAAUGUAUUGAUCAAUCUGCAUCAAAGCGGGAUUGACGGAAUUCUCGCGUCUCUCAUAGCUUUUAGGCUACAGUUUGAUAUUCACGCUGUUUGCUGUAUUGUGAUACAAUAAAGGAAGAUGUCGAAACCCGAGGAUCUCGUUGGAAAAUGGAAACUUGACAGAAGUGAAUGCUUUGAGGAAUUUACUGAGGCAGUUGGUAUGAAUUAUGUUGCUCGUAAAGUUGCAGCCACGUCUAAACCCACGUGUGAUAUCAAGAUAGAAGGGGAUAAGUUCACAUUAGACGUUCAUGCCAUCGUGUUCACGAAGACAGAGAUAAUAUAUACGCAUGGGAAUGAGUAUGAAAGUAAAGCUAUUGACGGAACAAAAAUAAAGUGUGUGGGAAGGUGGGAAGAAGGCAAGAUCAUAAUGGACUGUGAACCUGUCGACGCGUCAUCAACGCUUCCAAAGCAGACGUAUACGAGGGAAAUUGUUGAUGGGGAAUUGUUAACGACUGUCGUUGUCCACAGUGACCCUGAAAUCGUUUGCCGAAGAUACUUCAAGAAAUGUGAAUGAUUCGGCUGCAACUCCGUAAGGGAUUAUCAUGGCUGUACACAUCCUGAGAUCGAUCGGGCUUUCCUUUACUCCUUCGUCACAUUUAAAAUAUAAAUGGCGGAGUAUAUUGAAAACAAUUUGUGCCAUGAUGGGCUGUACACGAAUUUCUGUCCUAUUCUAUGGCAUCGUACCAGCGUCAACGACAGGUUUCGACACGUCUUUCCCGUUUGUUCUUCACUCAUGUUCAGCACCUGGAGAACCAGGAAGCUUCUUGCCGGUAAAUCGCUCGAUUCUACUUCUUAGGGCUACACUUUCAUCGCAAUGGGAAACUUGAAGUUGCCUUUUUACGUCGCCCCUCCGACAGCCUUGGCAGUAUCCGAUACGAGUAGAAUUGGCCUGGCAAAUUCACUGAAGCAUUUUGUUGCAUCGUCUAUAUCUCAUGCAUUCUAUUGAUUUGUAAUCAGCUGCCAUUGCAUAUAAAGCCAGCAUUUCAAUUAUCUUUAUAUUCACUUGGUGCGUGUGUC